AGGGCUAAUGAUUUUCAUGUUCACAUCGCCUCGUGCUCGGGAAAGCCUGUGUCAUCCGACAACAACGGAUUCACGCAGCACAGCACCCUGUUCCAGCGGGCUUCGAUGGAUUUGAACCUCCCCGAGGCUGAUGGACGUGUGCGAUGCAAACUUUGCGAGCGAGCUUUCUCGCAGGAUCGAAUUUCCAAGCACCAGUCAGUCUGCCACGGCAAGCCCAGAUCCGAAUCCGAACGUAGG
Molecule: messenger RNA, 237 nt
Organism: Phytophthora sojae
Lineage: Eukaryota; Oomycota; Peronosporomycetes; Peronosporales; Peronosporaceae
Exons: 1
Source: RefSeq, a predicted model, not a curated record